Brugia pahangi is the source of this 891-nucleotide messenger RNA. Lineage: Eukaryota; Metazoa; Nematoda; Chromadorea; Rhabditida; Onchocercidae. The record is from the annotation of a GenBank genome assembly.
AUGUCUUUCGCUGAAGCAAGUUGCGCACGUUUGCAUAUUGACAGUAAAGUGCUAAGGUUGUUCCUUAGCGUCUUAUACAAAAGUUCUUUCAAAAUGGCAAAGAGAACAACUACAGAAGAACGAAUGGUAGAAGAGGAGGAUUCGGAAAUACUGCAUGUCACCAGCACGAUUUCGGAAAUGAAAAUUUCUGAUAGUAAACAUUCAAGAAAUGCGAAAGACAAAGUUGUGAACAUUGAAAGUGAAUAUCCGAAAACUUCUCCUGGGGAUCAAACUACAAACAGUCAACAACUAAAAAGCUUCGUUGACGAAGAGAAAGUAUCUGAACUUGACCAGGACCAGGAUCAAACACAUCCAGCAUACAUCCCUCGCAUAGGACAAUUUUUCAUGCACGAUACUCGUGAAACUUGUGAGAGAAUUACAUCACAUCUGUUGUCUCGUGCUGAUUGUAAGUGGCGGCAUGAUUUAUACAACGAAAUAGAUCAGAUACCAAUGUCUAAUCAGGAAUUCGCCAAGAAGUACGGUGUAGAUCGGGAAGGAAAUCCCAUCUCUUCGUUUUCGAUAAGAUUCUUUCAAGGACAAGUCUUUCUACAAAAUUUUGUUACAAGAAUUUUUUCGGCUUUCCAACAUGAUAUGCGUCGCACAAAUCAGACUCGAAUUCGGACAUCAACGAACUUUUGGAACGCAUCACGUUGUUUUACAAGGACACAUAAGAUUCAUGGUCAUGGGGCUAAUUAUCAAAAUAAAAGAAAAGGUGUAAAAAAACAAGAAAACGGUAAAGAAGCAGAAAGCAAGUCUGAAACAAAUAAUACUGAUGAUAAUCGUGCGAAGAUGGAAAUGCGUCUUGGUAAACGUUAUUCGACACAGCGACCAGUAAAAUCGUUUGAAAUAUAG